This is a messenger RNA of Ceratitis capitata (Mediterranean fruit fly), 1072 nucleotides long. RefSeq lists its product as uncharacterized. Gene Ontology annotation, molecular function: acyltransferase activity, transferring groups other than amino-acyl groups. The record is from RefSeq and is a predicted model, not a curated record. NCBI's taxonomy places the organism in Eukaryota, Metazoa, Arthropoda, Insecta, Diptera, Tephritidae. The coding region runs from base 140 to 1072 and encodes 310 amino acids. The transcript has 4 exons.
AGCAUUUAUUGCUGUAAUUAAUUUGUGUCAAAAUUAUUAUAAAUAUAACUUAAACAGAAGAUCAUUAUUCGCGCUGUCGGCGUUCGCAGCUCAUUUGAUUCCACGUAAGCGCGCACAAGCCACCACCAGUACGACAAAAAUGUAUACAUUGCUCAGGAGCUGUGUAGAAAACAACGAAAGAAAAAUUGAAAAAUUGCAAGUGCUCCACAAAGCAGAAGAUUUGAAUUUGCUACGCGAACUCUACCGUGCGGAUUGGCCCAGUCAGGCGUUGGGCUACUACACUUUGGACAACUUCAUCAGAUGGCAGGAGCAUGUCAAGCAGCCUCAGAAAGUAUGGAUCUACACGCUAGACGAUGAAGGGUUUCGAAAAAAUGGCUUAUAUUUAAUUGUGGAUUGCUUCCAGCUCUUCGUGAAUAUAUUGCCAGUAAAGAAUGCACAUUUGUUAUUGCGAAAGGCAUUGAAAAUGCUAAACUGGUCAGAGGGCUAUAAAAUCACUGCCAUACCCGAUAUUUACCAUGAGACAGUAAGCGCAGUUCUUCUUGAACUGAAGCUGGCAUGGGAGAGCAUACGUCUGAAUAUCUACCAUUUGCCACGCGACCAAGCGCUGACAGCGGAUGUGAACUGUCCGCCUGGUUUUCAGAUGCGGCCUCUCCAUAAUGCAGAUGCAGCGUUAAUCAACGAUUUAUGGCAUGCCAACAAUGCUGGUACAUUGGAAAUAAUAACACGUCUCAUUGCCUAUAACAACAACGUUGGUGUUUAUGUUGAAAAAACCGGUGAAUUGGUUGCUUGGUGCAUUAGAUGCCAAAGUGGUUUCCUAGGUAUGUUACAUGUGAAGCACACUUUUAGGCGCUUUGGCUUAGCUUCAUUGCUUUGCCUUGCUCUGACGCGAGAGGUAGCUUUGCGCAAUGAAGAUGUACGUGCCAUGAUCCAUGAAUACAAUGAACCAUCGAAGAGGCUGUGCAAGAAGUUAGGCUUUCAGCAAGUAGGCGUGACAUAUAUAAUACACGCCUACUAUCGGGCUAAUGGGGCUGCCUGGUUAGUGAAUUCUAGUGCAUAUAAAAGCAAAUUGUGA